AUGCAGACCGGAUCCCACGACAUCUCUGGCCUCAGCCAUAAGCCGUCGCUGCCGCUGGGCUCCCUGCUGUUCCGCCGGCUCGAUGGGCUGCUCAUUGUGGGAGAGCUGGUGUGUGGGGCCCUCGUGUGGUUCCUGGAGGCGGGCACCAACCUGCCGAUUGCCACAUACCAGGGCUGGGUGAUGUUCGUGGCCGUGACAUUCUUCAUUCUCACCUUCAUCCAGUUCGUCAUUUACCUCUCCCACGUGCCCGAGCGCAACAUCGACGCCUGGAAGAUGGCCGAUAUCCUGUACAACUCGGUGGCGUUUGGCAUGUACCUCAGCGCGUCCGUCUUGUUGGCAAACUUGCUGGCCACCUACUCAUUAUCAGGGAACUCUUUCUACGGUCUCAACGUGGCUGCUGUGAUCUUUGCCUUCUUAACGACGUUGUUCUAUGGAAUGAGCGUUGUCUUCGGCAUCCGGAGAGGAAAGUUUGAAUGA
Molecule: messenger RNA, 477 nt
Organism: Petromyzon marinus (sea lamprey)
Lineage: Eukaryota; Metazoa; Chordata; Hyperoartia; Petromyzontiformes; Petromyzontidae
Product: protein MAL2-like
Biological process (GO): myelination
Cellular component (GO): membrane
Molecular function (GO): structural constituent of myelin sheath
Source: RefSeq, a predicted model, not a curated record